UCCACUAAAGAUCUACCCAGCAACAAUUCCUCUCACAGAAUUACUUAUCAUUAACAAUAAUAAACUGCUGAACAAAUUUCCUCAAUCUCUUUCCCCCCUCACGAAGGGGUAAUUAUUUACUGAAGAAAUAAGUAGCACUCUAUUGUACAAUGGAGAGGGGGCAACACUAUUGUUCAUAAAUCUCAACUCGAUUCAAGUGGAAGCAGUAGCUGUACAGUGUCAAUGAGUAGAAACAUCACCUUGAAGAAAUUCACUUGAGUUUAUUGUGUGGAAAAAUUACUGAAUUGAGCAACAAGUGAAAGAUGAACGUUGAUGAAUUUCGCGUGAGAGGAAAAGAGAUGAUAGAGUAUAUUUGUGACUAUCUGAGAACACUGGAGGGAAAGAGAGUCACUGCCAACGUGGAUCCGGGCUAUCUGAGACCUCUACUUCCCAGGGAAGCGCCGACCAAGCCGGAAUCCUGGGAUGACAUCAUGAGAGACGUCGAGAGCAAGAUUAUGCCUGGGAUAACCCACUGGCAGCACCCGCGCUUUCACGCUUAUUUCCCAGCAGGAAAUUCAUUCCCCUCCAUCCUGGGAGACAUGCUGUCAGACGCCAUUGGCUGCAUUGGCUUCUCCUGGGCAGCGAGUCCAGCAUGCACGGAAUUGGAAACAAUAGUCCUCGAUUGGUAUGCCAAAGCUCUGAGUCUGCCAUCAACAUUUCUAUCAGAACCUCAUAAUUCAAAAGGUGGAGGAGUCAUUCAGGGAUCAGCCUCGGAAUGUAUUUUGGUGACAAUGCUUGCAGCUAGAACUCACACAAUAAAGCUCUUAAAGGCAAAGGAACCGUUGACCGAGGACUCGGCAUUUCUUCCAAGAUUAGUAGCCUACUGCUCGAUGGAGGCGCACUCCUGCGUGGAGAAGGCAGCGAUGAUAUGCUUGGUGAAGCUGCGAGUCCUGGUGCCAGACGAAAAGUGCUGUCUCAGAGGAGAGGCACUGGAGGAUGCCAUUGACGAAGAUGUCAAAGCCGGUCUCGUGCCAUUUUUUGUUUCGACAACACUGGGCUCCACUGGCUGUUGUUCCUUUGAUAAUCUCGAGGAAAUCGGUCCCAUCACUCGACGAAAGCGCAUCUGGCUUCAUGUCGAUGGCGCUUACGCUGGCAACUCUUUCAUCUGCCCUGAGCUUCGUUAUCUCAUGAAUGGAAUUGAAUAUGCUGAUUCAUUCAACACCAAUCCAAAUAAAUGGCUACUCGUCAACUUCGAUUGCUCUUGUCUGUGGGUACGUGACAGAGUUAAACUUACAUCAGCACUUGUUGUUGAUCCCCUCUAUCUCCAGCAUGCCAAUGCAUCCGAGUCAAUUGAUUAUCGCCACUGGGGCAUUCCACUCAGUCGAAGAUUCCGUGCCCUCAAACUGUGGUUUGUCAUGCGCACUUAUGGUAUCAGUGGCCUUCAAAAAUAUAUCAGGAACCACAUAAGACUGGCGUGUCGAUUCGAAAGACUGAUGAGAAAGAAAAAGAGAUUUGAAGUUAUGAAUGAAGUCAAGGUUGGACUGGUGUGCUUCAGAUUGAAAGAGAGCGAUGAGAUUAAUCAGGAGCUAUUGGCGAAUAUCAAUGCCUCUGGCAAGCUACACAUGAUUCCCUCGAGGAUGAGCGGCAAGUAUAUCAUCAGAUUCUGCGUCACCAAGGAGAAUGCUAACGAGGAUGAUAUUGAUUUCGCCCUGGAGAUUAUCGAAGAGCACGCCAACGAGGUGCUACUUGCUCAUAAUGAUAGCGGUGAUGCUGACCUUAUGGCCAAGAGCCCCAAGAGUCCUGCACCACUGGACAAAAAACUCGUCAGAAAAUUCAGCUUCACCAGAAGUGUCACCAGAGAUGUUUACAAAAGAACAAAAUCCAAGUCCGCUCUGCAUGAUGGAGCAACACCCAUUAUGGUCGUUGAGGAUGGUAAUUCACAGGUCGACAAUGCUGAGGAUGAAGCACGCUGUAGCAGCCGGUAGAACGCGAUAAGGCUUACGGUGCCGAGUAGUGAUCAGUAUUUAGAGGUAACGUGAGCCAGGGCUGUAGAUAGGCUUUUCAAUUAUCGCGAUGAUCUCGAAGAAUUGUCAAGCACCAAAGAGGUGCUCAUUUAAUGCGACAGCUCAGAGCGAUUUAUAGAUAAAAAUUUAUUAAUUCGAAAUUUAAAUUUCAAAUUCAAUGGUAUUUGUGAUUUUUUGUCUCCUAGACAUUGGACACCGGUCUCAAGAAGAUCGGUUUCAAUAUGCGUGCUAGAUCUUUGAAUAAUUGGGAAGACUCCGGCGAAUAUAGUCAAUAAGGUGUUAAGAUCCCCUCAUAUUUUGGUCAUAACAAUGAAACACUGUAGUUAGAGAAGAUAAUGUAGCUGAAUAAAUUCGUCUUAUGGUUAAUAAACUCGAGCUGCCAGUAUAACAUAAAUUAGCGAUACGAUAUUAUAAUGAAUAAGAAUUAUGAGUAGCUGUAGGAAUUACAGCACUUUUAGUUGAAUUAUUAGUAAUGUUCCCCUAAUGAGGUGUUAACGAGUUGCCCGUUAGGCCAUGCCAAUCAAUAAUCACAUCAUCUAAUUAAUCGAAUGUAAUGUAAAAGGAAUGAAACAGUUUAAUGGAAAAAUCUAGUGAAAUCGUUUAACAAUUCCAUUGAAUUCCUAGUGAACGCAAAUGGAAUAAAAAUCUCGUACAACUUAAUAACAAGUUCGGUCGGUUUCUCUAUUAAAUAUUUGUGUGUGUGAAUUAUUAAGUGGAAUAAAAAUAACUGGAACUUCAUUUAUCCAUUGUAGAUAGCAUAAUUGUUCUUAACUAUUUGUAAUAAUAAAUAAUAAAUAAUAGGGAAUAUGACCCGGCUGUUUACAUUUAUUACUUCGAAGAAUUCACACAUUUAAUGUCAGCGCGACUAUCGCACGAAUUCAGGAAUGAGG
Messenger RNA from Diachasmimorpha longicaudata, 2893 nucleotides. Its product is annotated as tyrosine decarboxylase-like. The record is from RefSeq and is a predicted model, not a curated record. NCBI's taxonomy places the organism in Eukaryota, Metazoa, Arthropoda, Insecta, Hymenoptera, Braconidae. The transcript has 2 exons. Bases 303 to 1964 code for a protein of 553 amino acids. Gene Ontology annotation, molecular function: carboxy-lyase activity; pyridoxal phosphate binding. Gene Ontology annotation, cellular component: cytoplasm. Gene Ontology annotation, biological process: amino acid metabolic process.